Molecule: messenger RNA, 672 nt
Organism: Lottia gigantea (owl limpet)
Lineage: Eukaryota; Metazoa; Mollusca; Gastropoda; Lottiidae
Exons: 2
Source: RefSeq, a predicted model, not a curated record
GUGUACUCAUGUUAUCCGACAUCAACUGACAAUAGUCUAGUGUACUCAUGUUAUCCGACAUCAACUGACAAUAGUCUAGUGUACUCAUGUUAUCCGACAUCAACUGACAAUAGUCUAGUGUACUCAUGUUAUCCGACAUCAACUGACAAUAGUCUAGUGUACUCAUGUUAUCCGACAUCAACUGACAAUAGUCUAGUGUACUCAUGUUAUCCGACAUCAACUGACAAUAGUCUAGUGUACUCAUGUUAUCCGACAUCAACUGACAAUAGUCUAGUGUACUCAUGUUAUCCGACAUCAACUGACAAUAGUCUAGUGUACUCAUGUUAUCCGACAUCAACUGACAAUAGUCUAGUGUACUCAUGUUAUCCGACAUCAACUGACAAUAGUCUAGUGUACUCAUGUUAUCCGACAUCAACUGACAAUAGUCUAGUGUACUCAUUGUACUCAUGUUAUCCGACAUCAACUGACAAUAGUCUAGUGUACUCAUGUUAUCCGACAUCAAGUGACAAUAGUCUAGUGUACUCAUGUUAUCCGACAUCAACUGACAAUAGUCUAGUGUACUCAUGUUAUCCGACAUCAACUGACAAUAGUCUAGUGUACUCAUGUUAUCCGACAUCAACUGACAAUAGUCUAGUGUACUCAUGUUAUCCGACAUCAACUGGGACAAUAUAA